Molecule: messenger RNA, 1977 nt
Organism: Sorghum bicolor (sorghum)
Lineage: Eukaryota; Viridiplantae; Streptophyta; Magnoliopsida; Poales; Poaceae
Exons: 4
Coding region: 1-1977 (658 amino acids)
Molecular function (GO): protein dimerization activity
Source: RefSeq, a predicted model, not a curated record
AUGCCAGAUGUGAACAAGAAAGGUUCUCUCCAGUGCACCUUCUGUAGCGGCAUCUAUCAUGGUGGAAUAACAAGAAUCAAGUACCAUCUUGGUAAAGUUCCUAAAUCCAAUGUUGCAAAGUGUAAAAAAGUUCCAUCUGAUGUGCAACAAGAAAUCCUUGAAGUGCUGGCCAUAAAGUCAGAUAACAAGCAAAAGAAGGCUGAGGAGAAAGAAGAAGAUAGAGCUGUAGUUGAUUUGAGUCAUUCUGAAGGAGAGGAACACAGUGAUGCAGAAGGAAAUUCAGUUAUUGUGGUGAAGAAGAUGAGUAGCAAAGGUCAUUCAGGUCCUAUUGAUAAAUUCUGUAGACUAACAACAGAAGAAAUAGUGGCUGCAAGGAAGGGCAAAGGUGUUCUUUCUGAGAAGGUUCAAUCCAAGAUAUCAACUGAAAAAAGAGAAGAGAAGAGGGAUAGAGCAUAUAAGAGAGGUAGAGGUGUGAUGAACUUGGUAGUUCACAAUGCAUAUGGUGUUUAUUUUCUUGAUUCUGUGGAUUGCUCAGCUGUGAAGAAAGAUGGCAGAUACAUUUUUGAGUUGGUUGAUAAGUGUAUUGAGGAAAUAGGGGUGCAAAAUGUAGUUCAAGUUGUGACUGACAAUGCAAGACCAAAUGAGGCAGCGGCUAGUUUGUUGAGAGCAAAGCACCCCUCUAUUUUCUGGAAUGGUUGUGCAGCCCAUACCAUUGAUUUAAUGUUGGAAGAUAUAGGAAAGAUGCCCAGAGUUGCUGCAACAAUUAGCAAAGCAAAGUGCUUGACUGUUUUUCUUUAUGCCCAUACUAGAGUUUUGGACCUGAUGAGGAAGUACCUUUCUAGAGAUUUGGUGAGGUGUGGUGUUACAAGGUUUGCUACAGCUUAUCUCAACUUGAAAAGCAUGCUAGAAAACAAGAAGCAGUUGCAAAGGCUUUUUAGGGAGGAUGAGCUCCAUGAACUAGGCUACCUAAAGAGUGCCAAAGGGAAGAAAGCAGAGAAGGUUGCCAAAUCUGAAACUUUCUGGAGAGAUGUUGAGACUGCUGUUAUUUACUUUGAGCCAUUAGCUCAUGUCUUGAGGAGAAUGGACAGUGAUGUGCCAGCAAUGGGUUUCUUAUAUGGGUAUCUACAGGAGGCUAAGAAUGAGAUCUCUAAGAGGUUCAAUAAUGACAGGAGAAAGUUCGAGGAAGUUUUUCAGUUCAUUGACAAGAGGUGGGACAGUAAGCUGAAAACUCCUUUGCAUAGGGCUGGUUACUACCUCAACCCUUUCUACUAUUAUCAAAACAAGGUGGCUAUAGAGGACAAUGAAACAUUUAGAGAUGGUGUCAUAACUUGCAUUACAAAGCUUGUUCCAGAUAUAGAGACUCAGGACAAGAUUAUUGAAGAGCUUCAAAAGUUCCAAGAUGCUGAAGGAUCCUUUGGCAAAGAAAUUGCUAAAAGGCAGUGCAAAAAUAUUCAUUUUAAUCCUGCUAAGUGGUGGCUGAAUCAUGGAAGUAGUGCACCAACCCUCAGAAAGCUAGCUGCUAGAAUUCUCAGUUUGACUUGCAGUUCAUCAGCUUGUGAGAGAUGCUGGAGUUCAUUUGAACAAGUCCACACCAAGAGACGCAAUAGGCUGCUGCAUGACAGAAUGAGGGAUCUUGUGUUUGUCAAAUUCAACUCAAAACUGAGACAAAAGAAGGACAAUAAGGAUAGAGAUCCACUUGAGAAACCUGUUAGUGAUGUCUUAGAAGAUGAAGACAAUGAGUGGAUCACUGGUGUUGAGCAAACAGAAAUGGAAGAGGAUGAGGAAGGAGGAAUUGGAGGUACCUCACAAGAGGUUGUAGCUGCACCACCACCAAGGAAGAGAGGUAACCAGAGCAGGAAGAGAAAGAGACUGAUUCCUACUGGUGAUGAUGAGUUAUCUGCUUCAUCUUCUGAUGGAGAAAAUGACACUAUGAUGCAUUCUGAUUCCAUUUCUGUUUCUGAUGAAGAGAUGCAGUAA